CCACAUGCGUCUCCCUCGCUCUGCUCUCUCUUGUGCCAAGGCGGAGAGAUGCGCACACUGAGGACACCGCAGCACCGAAAUGCGCACAGCUCCGAGACAGACCCGGCUUUAGCUUCACCUCCCAACACCCCUGACCCGUCUCUCAAAACAAUGGGUUACAGGGAAUAUGGCUAACUUUGACACACUUUUGCAUGUCACGGGAAAUGCGCUGCCGAGCGGCUGAAUUGAGAGCACAAUAACACACACACACAGACUUGAGAGAAGAGGGGGGACCUGAUUCCAGUCAUUUCUAUCCCAGCUCCUCUUCCACUUUGGUUUUGAGAGAUGAUCACGGAGCUGGUGUGCACCGCCGUGGCUGUGGGUCUCUAUCUGAACACGCUGGACGCAGAUUUCUGCUACGAUGACAGCCGAGCCAUCAAGACCAACCAGGACCUUCUUCCUGAGACGCCGUGGACCAACAUCCUGUAUGACGACUUCUGGGGCACCCUGCUCACUCACAGUGGCAGCCACAAGUCCUACCGUCCACUCUGCACCCUCUCUUUCCGCCUCAACUACACCCUGCAUGCCCUGCGUCCCUGGGGCUACCACCUGCUGAACGUGGUGCUGCACGGGCUUGUCACCGCCCUCUUCACGGCCUUCAGUCGCCCGCUUCUGGGUGGAGGACUGUGGAGCUUGCUGGCUGGCCUUCUUUUUGCUUCUCAUCCCGUUCACACUGAAGCCGUGGCUGGUGUGGUUGGGAGGGCGGACGUUGGUGCUGCGUUGUUUUUUUUGCUGUCUCUUCUCUGUUAUAUGAGACACUGUGGACUUCGUAGGGACCCACGUGGGACUUGUCAGCCCGGGCGAUGUGGUGGCAGCUCAGUCACCCGGUGCUGGGGCUGGAUGCUGGGCUGCCUGUGGUGUGCAGCAGCCAGUAUGCUGUGGAAGGAGCAGGGGGUGACGGUGCUGGCCGUGUCGGCUGUCUACGACCUUUUUGUGUUCCAGAGACUCCGGUUUUCCCAGGCGCUUCUUCUCCUGCUUGGAAAGAAAAAGAACAUCAGUGUUUUGCUGAGUCUCGCCGUGCUGGCUUCCUGGGGAGUGAUUCUGCUGUCAGCUCGCCUCUACUGGAUGGGCAAUAAGCCUCCGAACUUCUCCAACUCUGACAACCCUGCAGCUGACUCGCCACAUUUUCUCACUCGAACACUAACGUUCCUCCAUUUGCCGGUCGCCAACGCCUGGCUGCUGCUCUGCCCAGACAAACUCAGUUUUGAUUGGUCCAUGGACGCUGUGCCCUUGGUCAGGUCCUUGGCUGACUGGAGGAACCUUCACACUGUUGCCUUUUAUGGAGGAUUUAUCCUCCUGGGUUUGUUUGGCCUUCGUGGCCCCGCCUCCAAAGCCAAGGAAACCAAUGGAAAAGCCUAUGUCACUAAUGGGAAAUCAAUCACCAAUGGGAAUGGUUACCAUGCCCCUGACACAAACCAUAACACAGACCAGGGGCCGCCAAAGACCACCCUAAACGGGUCAGCUGGACUCCACCACUGCCCUCCACGGACGCCCCUGCCCCCUACAGAACACCUAGUACUAUUUUCGUUAGGCAUCCUCUCAUUGCCUUUCAUCCCAGCCACAAACCUAUUCUUUUAUGUAGGUUUUGUCAUUGCAGAGAGGGUACUAUACAUCCCCAGUAUAGGCUUUUGUUUACUGGUUGCUGCUGGUGCAAGAACCUUGUACGUCAGACAGAGGACUAGAGGCUGCAAGGCCUUACUGUUGUGUCUCUGUACAGGACUAGUGCUGCUGAAUGGACUCAGAACUGUUCAAAGAAACAGUGACUGGAGCAAUGAGGAGAAUCUCUACAAGUCUGGGAUUAGUGUGAAUCCUGCUAAAGCCUGGGGAAACUUGGGGAACGUACUGAAGAACCAGGGCAAGAUGGCGGAAGCGGAGAAAGCAUACAGAAACGCUCUGCAUCACCGAGGGAACAUGGCUGACAUGCUGUAUAACCUUGGCUUGCUGCUGCAGGAGAACGAGAAUUUUUCUGAGGCACUGCAUUAUUACAAACUGGCCAUUGGGAGUCGGCCAACACUGGCAUCGGCUUACUUGAACACAGGAAUCAUCCUGAUGAACCAGGGCAACCUAGAGGAGGCCAAGCGCACCUUUCUGACUUGUGCCGACAUUCCAGAUGAGAACUUGAAGGACCCCCACGCCCACAAGAGCUCUGUCACCAGCUGCCUGUACAACCUGGGAAAACUGCUCCAUGAACAGGGCCAGCAGGAGGAGGCCCUGUCUGUUUAUAAGGAAGCGGUACAGAAAAUGCCCAGACAGUUUGCACCACACAGCCUUUUCAACAUGAUGGGAGAGGCCUACAUGAGGCUGAACAGGCUGGAGGAAGCAGGCCACUGGUACAGAGAGUCCCUCAGGGCCAAGCCUGACCAUAUCCCUGCCCACCUCACUUAUGGCAAACACCUAUCCAUCAUUGGGCAGAAGACAGAAGCAGAGAAGUACUAUCUGAGAGCCAUUCAACUGGACCCGAAAAAAGGAAACUGCUACAUGCACUAUGGUCAGUUUCUGCUGGAGCAGUCUCGUCUUGGCGAGGCGGCAGAGAUGGCGGAGAGAGCUGCAGAGCUGGACAGCUCAGAGUUUGAUGUGGUCUUCAGUGCUGCUCACAUGCUCAGACAGGCCAGUCUUAAUGAGGCAGCAGAGAGACAGUAUGAGCGUGCAGCCAGUCUCAGACCAGAUUAUCCGGCUGCUCUGAUGAACCUUGGUGCCAUUCUCCACCUGAAUGGGAAACUUCCCGAAGCAGAGGCCAACUACCUGCGCGCACUCCAGCUCAAACCUGAUGAUGUCAUUACCCAGUCCAACCUGCGCAAGCUGUGGAACAUCAUGGAGAGGCAGGGACUCAGGACUAAAGCGUCGGCUCGACAUGCAGAAUAGCGACCUUUGAACUGGGAGAGUUGCUGCACUGUUCCCUUCAUGAUGACGCAGAGGGUCCUCCAGAGAGUGAAGCAGGACAGGAUAUGAAAGAGCUGGAGGCUCAGAGCUCUCUCUACGAGACGGGAGAGACUCCUUCUUUAGGGUUGUGGUCUUGUGGAAGACAGUUUAAGGCUUCGCAUGUUUGGAAUUCAAGGGUGUAGGAGGUCAACCAGAUAACACGUCACAACCAGUGUUUUAUGGUGGCUCAAACGACUAAUGUCACCUUUAUUAUUACAUUUUAUAUAGCGAUGCUCAGCUGUUAAAUGAUGCACUGAACUCAAAGGCAAAUAAUGGCAAAGUCCAAACAAAAACAUCUUGAGAACAAAGGUCUCAAAAAAUCACCAGAUUGUUAUUCAAAUGUCAUUAAAAACGUGUUUUAAAGCACUUAAUUUGAAUAACGAUGCAGCAAGUAUUUGAAUAAUCAUUUUACGCAGAAAGGUUGUCGGCACUGAUGGGAUAAUGAUGCCAGCUGGUUUGUGUUAAAGGGGAAUGCCACCGAUUUUACAAAUCAAAGUGUGUUCACAGGUUUUGGGAUUACUACUGCAUUUGUGAAAAACCUGUUGUAUAAAAAAAUUGUGGUGGCAGAGGGAGCUGAGCAAUGUCUAGUCCAUAUCCACGACGUUCCAUUUCCAUGGUUGCUCCGUUGCCGAUGGGAAUUCUGCCAGAUUUCACUCAUUUAGGCCGGAUAUCCGUUGAUAUGCUCCUCAGAUCUCUGCAGGGUAAAUCCAGACAGAUAGACUAUCUGUCCAAUCUGAGUUUUCUGUUGCACGACUAAAACAACCUUUGUACGUACACGUUCCACCAAAACAAGUUCCUCCCCAAGGCUAUUUUGCAGAGGCGCCGUUGCUUUGUACGGCGCUCAGCGCCGCCCAGGACGAUUGUGAUUGGUUUAAAGAAAUGCCAAUAAACCAGAGCACGGUUUUCUCUCAGUCACAGCAUUGUAAAUGCUUGUGACUGUAAAAAAUGAAAACACAUGAGAAAAGUCCUCAGCGGUGCCAAAGCAUGAACUGAGUCUUUACGCCUCUCGUGCCAAGCAAGAACUGAAAUGUGUUGUGUUUCUUGUGUCAAAUGAAGAUGUUUCAUUUCAUGUGAUCAAAGGAUCAAACUUAAUUUAUUAACACACUUUAUUGUAUGUGAAAAAUCCAACAAUGUGCCGUCGCUGUCACAGUAGCCCACCCUCUCUGAUUUCUCCACCUUCUAAAGAAGGCAACAUGAAAAUUCCAUGAAAAUGUGUUUUUAUAUGUGUAUUUUCUCUCUCUGCUCAGGGACAUCAGGUUGUGGUUCCUGUCACAUAAUGGCUUUGUGACACAGAGAGUUUCUUAAAAAUUAUGUUAGGUGUUUUUUUGAUGAUUGUGAUGUUUGGUUAAAUUAUAGAAAAUGUGUAACUGAAAAUGUGUUGUGUUUUGUAAAAAUAA
Molecule: messenger RNA, 4355 nt
Organism: Perca fluviatilis (European perch)
Lineage: Eukaryota; Metazoa; Chordata; Actinopteri; Perciformes; Percidae
Gene: tmtc2a
Product: transmembrane O-mannosyltransferase targeting cadherins 2a
Exons: 12
Coding region: 325-2901 (858 amino acids)
Biological process (GO): protein O-linked glycosylation via mannose
Cellular component (GO): endoplasmic reticulum membrane
Molecular function (GO): mannosyltransferase activity; protein binding
Source: RefSeq, a predicted model, not a curated record